AAAAAAAUUAUUCUAUUUUAAUUUAUACUGUUGAUUUUAUUUCAAUAUUGGAUGAAAACUGCACCUGUAAAUAUAAGAUAGGGUGCGCCUCAACACCAGUUACAUCAUCUGAUGUAACAGAUACUACUGAACAACUCGUCCUUAAGGCUUUGACAUUUGCCUGCCUUACACUUGAUACUGGACCACCGGCAGCUAAACUAAACUCAAACUGCUAGUGAGAUUGUAGAGAUAAACUGCUUAUAGAGAGCAACCAUAAUGAGAAGUCGCAGUAAUUCCGGAGUGAAACUCGACAACUAUGCCAGAAUGUUGCAACAGACAAUCCUCUGUCACCAGGAUCCGGUGACAGGGUUACUCCCAGGAGAUGAGACGUUACCUCACGCCUGGGUUAGAGACAAUGUGUACUGCAUCCUGUCUGUGUGGGCUCUAAGUCUGGCCUACAGGAAGAAUGCAGACAGAGAUGAAGACAAAGCCAAAGCCUAUGAACUGGAGCAGAGUGUGGUCAAACUAAUGCGAGGAUUACUGCAGUGCACGAUCAGACAGCUGGAUAAGGUGGAGAAGUUCAAGUACAGCAAAAGCACCAAAGAUUGCCUUCAUGCUAAAUACCAUACAGGAACUUGUGCCACUGUUGUUGGUGAUCAGGAAUGGGGUCAUCUACAGGUGGACGCCACCUCCAUCUUCCUGCUCUUUCUGGCCCAAAUGACAGCAUCAGGGCUUAAAAUUGUUUAUACCCGUGAUGAGGUCGAUGUUGUCCAGAAUCUGAUCUUUUACAUUGAAUCUGCGUACAAAGUGGCGGAUUUUGGAAUGUGGGAACGAGGAGACAAGACGAAUACAGGGAUCCCUGAGAUAAAUGCCAGCUCUAUUGGAAUGGCAAAGGCAGCUCUGGAGGCCUUGGAUGGACUGAACCUUUUCGGUGCCAAGGGCGGCCCAGAGUCCGUUGUACACUCUUUAGCCGAUGACAUUCAGCACUGCCAAUCUAUUCUCAGCUCCAUGCUGCCAAGGGCAUCGACAUCCAAAGAAGUAGAUGCUGGGGUUCUGUCCAUCAUCUCUUAUCCUGCAUUUGCAGUCGAGGACAUUAACAUUGUUAAUAUCACCAAAGAAGAAAUAAUUUCAAAACUUCAGGGCAGAUAUGGAUGCUGUCGCUUUCUUAGAGAUGGACAUAAAACUCCCCGAGAGGACCCCAAUCGAUUGUACUACGAGUCAUCAGAGCUGAAGCUCUUCGAGAACAUAGAGUGUGAAUGGCCACUGUUCUGGACAUACCUCAUCCUGGAUGGUGUUUUUAUCAACAGUCCAGAACAGGUCCAGGAGUACAGAGAGGCUUUAGACAGCAUUCUCAUCAGAGGGAAGAAUGGAUUGCGAUUGGUCCCUGAGCUUUAUAGUGUUCCUCCAGAUAAGGUUGAUGAAGAGUAUGUUAAUCCUCACACCGUGGAGAGAGUGCCAGUAGGCAAGUGUCCACUGAAAUGGGGCCAGUCUCUGUACAUAUUGGGUAACCUGCUGGCAGAGGGGUUUUUAGCUGCUGGAGAAAUCGAUCCUCUCAAUAGACGCCUCUCCACUGUUCCCAAGCCUGAUGUUGUGGUUCAAGUGUCUCUCCUGGCAGAAAACGAUGAGAUUAAACAGCUCCUGCAGAGCCAUGGCAUUGACGCUGAAACCCUGGAGGACGUUCACCCAAUCCGAGUUCAGCCCUCCAGAGUCCUCAGUCACAUCUAUGCCAGACUAGGGCGCAACCAAAGGCUGGGACUGACUGGACGGCCAUACCGGCGAAUUGGUGUGCUGGGAACUUCCAAAUUCUACAUUAUUCGUAACACAAUCUUUACUUUCACACCUCAAUUUGUUGACCAUCAUGAGUUCUAUAUGGCCCUGGACAAUCACAUGAUUGUGGAAAUGCUCCGUAUCGACCUCUCCUACCUCUGCUCUCGCUGGAGGAUUACAGGCCGACCCACAAUUACUUUCCCAAUUUCACACAGCAUGCUCACUGAUGAUCACAAGCAAAUUGAUCCUGCUGUUUUGGCAACCUUGAAAAAACUACAGGACGGUUACUUUGGAGGAGCAAGGGUUAAGACUGGGAAACUUUCUGCUUUUCUUGACACCUCCUGUUGUGCCCAUCUUACAUUUAUGGACUGUGAAGUGGAUGACCUGGCUGUGUAUCUGGACCAGCUGCUGGCAGUUCCUCAGCAGAGUCUCAUUAGUGCCACUAAAGGAGGCCUCAGCCGCUUCAGGGCAGCAGCCAAAAAGACUCGGGAGAUGGUGUCUUUGGUGCACAAAGCCAGAGAGCUUAAUAUACACAAUGUUCACAUGUACCUUCCAACUAAACUUUUCCGUUCUCCUGCACCAAACCUUAAUUUGCUGGAUAACAAAGAAAAGGCAUCUGAGAAACAGGCCCCUCAACCCAUGAACCUGCCCAGAGACAACAAUGGUGGGAUUGACUACCCAGCCUUAGUGCAGAUGCUGAAACAAAGUCAGAACUUACAGGAUCAGACUGAUAUUCUCUACAUCCUGUUCAAAGACAAGGGAAUGGAUUGGGACACCAAGCUUCAUGGGAAAGGUUGGACGGUAAGACGACUAUUGAGUGAUUUGUAUGAAAAGGCAGGAAACCUAAAACACUGGGGUCUCAUCCGGAUGAUCUGUGGGAUGCUACGCAAGAAAGUAGAAGAGCUGGAUGCUGCCUGCUCAGAUUUACUAAUUCAUCAGAAACAUCUAACAGUUGGCCUUCCUCCUGAACCAAGAGAGAAAACUAUUUCAGCCCCGAUGCCCCCAGAUAAGUUGGCAAGGCUGAUCAAUGAGGCUAGCGAGAACAACCUCACCAUCGCCAUUCUCACUCAGGAGAUAAUGGUGUUUCUGGCUAUGAGUAUUCGAGCCCAGCCUAAAAUCUUCAGUGAAAUGUUUCGCCUCCGAAUUGGCCUCAUUCUUCAGGUCAUGGUCACAGAGCUCGCCCAGUCCCUCAACUGUUCAGGUGAGGAGGCUACAGAGAGUUUGAUGAAUAUGAGCCCAUCUGAGAUGAAGAACCUGCUGGUUCACAUUCUCAGUGGCAAAGAGUUUGGAGUUCAAAAAAGCGUGCGCUCAACAGGAAAUGUGGUCAGCUCUGCUGUCAAUAUCCAAGACAUGAGCAAAUCCAGCUCCACCAAAACUGAAGUGAAAGUUGCAAGUAAACAGGGUGGUGAUAUCAAAUUGGCUGUGUCAGUUCAUUCGCUGGAUAUUGGAAAUAUUGAAUCCGGGAGAUACAGACUUCCAUCCAUUGAGUCAUUUCAGGGAUCAUUAGGAGCCACCUUGAUGCGUGACAGCAGACAUGGCCAGUGGCUUCGGCGCAGGCGUCUCGAUGGAGCUCUCAACAGAGUCCCAGUUGGUUUCUAUCAGAACGUCUGGAAGAUUCUGCAGAAGUGUCACGGGCUAUCCAUUGAGGGCUUUGUGCUUCCAUCCUCAACCACAAGAGAGAUGACUCCAGGUGAAAUAAAGUUUGCCGUGCAUGUGGAAACAGUCCUGAACCGUGUUCCUCAGCCUGAAUACCGGCAGUUGCUGGUGGAGGCCAUCCUGGUGCUGACCAUGUUGGCUGAGGUGGAUGUCCAGAGUGUGGGUGGUAUCAUUCAGGUGGAGAGGAUUGUACAAAUGGCCAGUGACAUGUUCUACAAUGAUCAGAAAGAACUGGGAGCUGAUGAGAGUCUCCUUGAGAGAGAUCACGUGACUGGCAUCUGCAGGCUGAUGUACGACAGCGCCCCCAGUGGCCGUUUUGGCAGCAUGACCUACCUUUCUAAAGCAGUUGCUAGCUAUGUUGAGGACUUUCUUCCCAGUGGAGCUUGUGCCGUUCAGUGAAGCUCCAAAGUUAAGUAUGACAUUUUAAAUGUAGUGUAGGUAAUAUUAAUGAUCUUUGUAGAUAUGUGUGUGAAAAAGAAUGAGUGGAAAAAGUCAUUUUGUCUUAAGUAAUUGCGAACAAGGCGAGUUCCACUAGCUUCACCAAAAAUGCUUUUGGUUGGCCAAGCAGUCAGGAUGCCCCAAACACACCAGAUGUUGUUC
Molecule: messenger RNA, 4002 nt
Organism: Sinocyclocheilus grahami
Lineage: Eukaryota; Metazoa; Chordata; Actinopteri; Cypriniformes; Cyprinidae
Gene: phka1b
Product: phosphorylase kinase, alpha 1b (muscle)
Exons: 34
Coding region: 256-3801 (1181 amino acids)
Biological process (GO): glycogen metabolic process
Cellular component (GO): phosphorylase kinase complex
Molecular function (GO): calmodulin binding
Source: RefSeq, a predicted model, not a curated record